Messenger RNA from Penicillium pulvis, 1617 nucleotides. Its product is annotated as putative carboxylesterase. The transcript is spliced from 2 exons. The coding region runs from base 1 to 1617 and encodes 538 amino acids. The record is from RefSeq and is a predicted model, not a curated record. NCBI's taxonomy places the organism in Eukaryota, Fungi, Ascomycota, Eurotiomycetes, Eurotiales, Aspergillaceae.
AUGGGAUUCUUAUUACCUCUCAUCCUACAUUUCCUGGCCCUGGUAGCCAUCGUGAGCGCAUACGAUGACCCAUUGGUACAGCUCAACUAUGGCAACUUCCAGGGAAAAUACGACACAACCUACAACCUCUCGUACUUUCGCAAGAUUCCAUUUGCAGCGCCCCCAACAGGACAAAACCGCUUCCGUGGACCCCAGCCGCCUCUCAAAAUCAACGAAAGCGUCUAUGACACAGAUCAGACCUUCGACAUGUGCCCUCAGCGCACGGUCAACGGCUCCGAAGACUGUUUAUACCUGGGCCUCUUCUCUCGUCCAUGGGAUUCCUCACAGGAUGUGAAAAGGCCUGUUCUUGUCGUGUUCUACGGAGGCGCAUUCAUCGAAGGCGAUGCACUUUUUGGCAUCCCGCCUAAUUCAUACCCUGUUCUCAACGCAAGCACUCUGAAUGAUUACGUGGUGAUUUAUCCCAACUACCGCACGAAUGCAUUUGGAUUCCUACCCGGCAAAGCGAUCAAAGAAUCCUCCACCUCGGAUCUCAAUCCGGGCUUGUUAGAUCAGCAAUAUGUGCUGAAGUGGGUGCAGAGCCACAUCGACCAGUUUGGCGGGAACCCGAAGAAUGUGAGCAUCUGGGGCCAAUCUGCUGGUGGAGGCUCUGUUGUGGCUCAGAUUCUAGCAAAUGGACGUAAUGGGCAACCGAAACUCUUUUCAAAGGCCAUCGCUAGCUCUCCUUUCUGGCCAAAGUCUUACACUUAUGAUGCGCCCCAGGCUGAGGCCAUUUACAACCAGUUGGCUAAUUUGACCGGUUGUGCUGGAUACAAUAAUGGCCAUCAGACGCUGGCUUGCUUGAAAUCGGCUGAUGUGCAAGCUAUUCGGGAUGCGAGUCUCAUCAUCGAUGCUGAUAAUACAUACACUACCAGCUCGUAUACGUGGGCCCCCGUUAUCGAUGGCGAGUUUCUGGCUGAUACUUUAACGGAGGCUGUAGACAAGAGUGAUUUGCAAACCGAGUUUAUCUGGGGAAUGUACAACACCCACGAAGGACAGAAUUUCAUCCCGUCAGGAUUAGCUGAUGCUGCUUUAACGGGCGGAUAUAACUCAUCUGAGGAGAGCUUUCACCAGUGGUUAACCGGAUUUCUACCUGGCUUGUCGGCGAAGCAGGUUGAGGCUGUGGAGGAUACUUAUUAUCCAGUCGAUGGCAGCUCCGAGACGAUCACUGAGUAUAAUACUACUUAUAUUCGCGCCGGGCUCAUCUACCGAGAUGUGGUGCUCUCCUGUCCGGCAUACUGGGUAGCCUCGGCGGCACCGGGGAAGGGAUACGUUGGUGAAUAUUCGAUUUCCCCGGCAACACACGGGAGUGAUGCUAUCUAUUGGGACACUGUCAAUGCAGUCCAAGAGACCAACCGUGUCGUCUAUCUAGGUUACGCGGGCGCAUUCGCUAGUUUCUUCCAGACAGGUGAUCCGAACGCGCACAAAUUGACUAAUUCCUCUGAGCCCGGUGUACCAGAGCUGCAGAAAACAGGGGAAGAAUUUGUCAUUGUUGAUCAUGGAUUCGAGAACGUUCGUUUGGUUCAACUGAAGAAAAGAUGCGACUUUUGGCGCAGUAUAGGAAAGAACAUCCCAAUUUGA